Messenger RNA from Vicia villosa (hairy vetch), 1758 nucleotides. Its product is annotated as UDP-glycosyltransferase 79B30-like. Gene Ontology annotation, molecular function: UDP-glycosyltransferase activity. The transcript has a single exon. The record is from RefSeq and is a predicted model, not a curated record. NCBI's taxonomy places the organism in Eukaryota, Viridiplantae, Streptophyta, Magnoliopsida, Fabales, Fabaceae. Bases 159 to 1538 code for a protein of 459 amino acids.
UUUGUUUCUUUCUAAAUAAACAUACAAGACAAAUUCCUUCACCACCAGAAUUAAAGGAUCUCCAUUACUCUCGCUUUUCUCUAUAUUUAUAUUUAACCAAACAAAUAUCACUCUUUUCUCUCUUCUUCUUUUACAUCGUUUUUCUCUCAAUCACCAUAAUGGAUUCAUCAUCUUCUUUACACAUAGCAAUGUACCCAUGGUUUGCCAUGGGCCAUCAAACUGCAUUCUUUCACCUAGCUAACCAACUAGCAAAAAAAGGCCACAAAAUCACUUUUCUCACACCUAAAUCAUCACAAUCCAAAUUAGAACCACAUAAUCUCCAUCCCCAGUUAAUCACUUUUGUCACAAUAACAGUUCCUCACGUUGAAGGCCUUCCUCCCAAUGCAGAAACAACCGCUGAUGUUCCAUACCCUUUACAACCACACAUCAUGACAGCCAUGGACCUAACACAACCCGACAUCGAAACUCAUCUCACUAAUCUCAAACCUCACAUUGUUUUCUACGAUUUCACGCAUUGGAUUCCAUCUCUAACCAAACGUUUAGGCAUCAAAGCUCUUCAUUAUUGCACCGGUAGUUCGGUUAUGGUUGGCUAUACUUUAACACCAGCUAGAUUUUUAAAACAAAAUUUAACCGAAUUUGAUCUCAUGGAACCACCUUCUGGUUACCCUGAUUCAUCUAUAAAACUUUAUAUCAAUGAAGCUAAACUCUUUGCCGCUAAGAGGACAGAACUUUUUGGAGGCAAUGUUCUUUUCUAUGAUCGACAAGCCAUUGCUAUGAAUGAAGCUGAUGCAUUGGGAUACAGAACUUGUAGAGAAAUUGAAGGACCUUAUCUUGAUUACAUACAGAAACAGUUUAAUAAACCGGUUCUUACUUCAGGACCUGUUAUAUUUCAAAACUCAAAUUCUACUUUGGAUGAAAAUUGGUCUACUUGGCUUGGCGGAUUCAAAACAGAUUCAGUUGUUUAUUGUUGUUUUGGAAGUGAAUGUGUUUUAAGGCCAAAUCAAUUUCAACAAGUUAUGCUUGGUCUAGAGUUAACUGGCAUGCCAUUUUUUGCAGCUUUGAAACCACCUUUUGGUUUUGUAACUAUAGAAGAAGCAUUACCAGAAGGGUUUGCAGAAAGGAUUAAAGGAAGAGGUGUUGUUUAUGGUGGUUGGGUUCAACAACAACUAAUUCUGGAACAUUCUUCUGUGGGAUGUUUCAUUACACAUUGUGGUUCAGGUUCUUUGUCUGAGGCAUUGGUGAAUAAAUGUCAAUUGGUUUUGUUGCCAAACGUUGGUGAUCAGAUAUUGAAUGCUAGGAUGAUGGGAAAUAGCUUGAAAGUUGGUGUGGAAGUUGAGAAAGGUGAAGAUGGAAUGUAUACUAAAGAUGGUGUUUGUAAAGCUGUAAGAAUUGUGAUGGAUGAUGAAAAUGAAAGCAGUAAGAAAGUGAGGGCUAAUCAUGCUAAGGUUAGAGAGAUGUUGCUUAAUAAAGAUCUUGAAUCAUCUUAUAUUGAUGAUUUCUGCAACAAGCUUCAAGAAAUUGUCUUGGAAAAGAGUUGAGCCAUCUUUAUGCAGUUUAACAGUUUAAUUUAGUCAUUACCAAUUUAAGUAUGAGAGUCUCUUUUGGAUUUUUGUCUCCUUUUUGAUAUGUAUGUUUGUAUGGUCAUUCACCAUCAACAUGAAUUGAAUCUUAGUAUUAGACACAUUUGUUGUGUGUUUGCAAAAUGUCCCAAUAUGAAACAUGUACAAGUGUUCUUUUAAAUACAUUUAUAAGGGCAGA